UGAACGUAUCGCUUUAUUUGCAUCACUUUAUUUGCCUACCGAUUGAAAGGAUGGCUCGUACCAAGCAGACUGCUCGUAAAUCAACUGGUGGAAAGGCUCCACGUAAGCAGUUGGCCACCAAGGCUGCUCGUAAGAGUGCCCCGGCUACCGGUGGAGUGAAGAAACCUCAUCGCUACAGGCCUGGAACUGUCGCUCUUCGUGAAAUCCGAAGAUACCAAAAGAGCACCGAACUGCUGAUCAGAAAGUUGCCAUUCCAACGUCUGGUUCGUGAAAUCGCUCAAGAUUUCAAGACCGAUCUAAGGUUCCAGAGCUCCGCUGUCAUGGCUUUGCAAGAAGCUAGCGAAGCUUACCUCGUUGGUCUUUUUGAAGAUACUAACCUGUGCGCAAUCCAUGCUAAACGUGUUACCAUUAUGCCAAAAGACAUUCAGUUGGCACGCCGUAUUCGAGGAGAGAGAGCCUAAACGAGCCUUCUUUUCUUUUUUCUAUAAACAAUCGGCCCUUUUUAGGGCCAAAA
This is a messenger RNA of Bombus pyrosoma, 514 nucleotides long. RefSeq names its product histone H3. The record is from RefSeq and is a predicted model, not a curated record. The transcript has a single exon. Gene Ontology annotation, molecular function: structural constituent of chromatin; protein heterodimerization activity; DNA binding. The coding region runs from base 51 to 461 and encodes 136 amino acids. Gene Ontology annotation, cellular component: nucleosome. NCBI's taxonomy places the organism in Eukaryota, Metazoa, Arthropoda, Insecta, Hymenoptera, Apidae.